Messenger RNA from Cladocopium goreaui, 3177 nucleotides. The record is from the annotation of a GenBank genome assembly. Lineage: Eukaryota; Dinophyceae; Suessiales; Symbiodiniaceae.
AUGGCAGUCGAUGAUGAUGGCACAGACUUGGACGCCGCUUUAGAAGCUUUGAUGUUGGAGUUCGAAGUUGCUGCAGAGUUACCUGUGGUGCUGCCUAGCUGUGAUAGCCAGUUGGCACUGUUGCCUGUCGAAGAUCAAGCUGCAUCGCCGCCUCCCAGCCGGCGGCGGCGUCUCUCGAUUGAUUGGGCGACCAAGGUCUCCUCUUGGGUGCUUCCACCCGGCGCCAGCAGCGCGGUUUCUACUUUGACAAGUCGCCAAAAGUCUGCCUUUCGUGAUCAAUGGUGUGUCCGCCUGUUGCGCCGCAUGCCCCAUUUGAAAGCCACCAGCUAUACUGACGGCCUUGCGCGAGCCAAAGAGUUGUGGCAGGAGCAGCCAUCUGAUCACAAAACCGGCUGGUUCUUGCACAUGGCAGAUAGCAGCCAUCCAGCACCGCCGUUCCCAGCAGAGAGCACGUUUGGUGACAGAUCUGGUGGCGCUAGCAGGCGUGGCGGGGGCACCGCUUCAUCUGCAGCAGGUCGUGCAACUUCUCAGAUGACGGAUGAACGGCUGCAUGGCUUUCUCUUGACUUACAAUGGCUCCUGGGGAGCUGGCACUCCAGAGGUGGAUGCUUUGGCCAUGAUGCAAGGCACCCACAAUGAAUUGGUUGCUGCAGUGCGACAGUCCGCCUUUUACGAAGCCUUGUGGCGUGAGUUUGUGACGGAACUGACUUUGAAAAGCAACCAGAAUUGGCCACAGCUUUCCUGCAAGAUGGAAUUGAGUUUGAAAAGAACAAAGCAACAGAAUUUGGUACAUUUUCAUGUGGCGCUGUCGAAUUUCGAGAAACCUCUGCGCCUUGGGGCUUUGCAGCUUUGGGAGUUUCGUGGGGCCUUGCCACAUGUACGUGGCACCAAAGGGCGGGGCAAAGCAUUGCAGCGGCAGCUCGAUGCAGCCCAUUAUUAUGUGCAAGCUCCAAAGUUUGGGUCGGUCUUCUGUGAGAGUACCUAUGUGCGGUUUCAAGACUUUCUCGUGGAAGCCACCUCCAUUAUGUCUUUGUGGCGUUUCUACAAGCUGUCUGACGAGGUUGCUAUUGAGGAGUUGUUGCGGGGCCGUGUUCGAGGCAUCCGGAACCACAUUGCCGAGAUUUCCUUUGUGCAGGAGCAACUGAAACAGAGGCGCGAGGCAGCCAUGCGAGAGGUCCUGGAAGUGCGUUUGUCCCAGUUGCAAAAGCCGGCACGUUGCUUGCCCGCAGUGACAGAGUGGCCGCAACUUUACACUGAUGGGUUUGGCUCUCGCUCCAGAUUUCCUUUCCUGGUUUUGCAUGGACCUUCGCAAUAUGGGAAGACGUCCUUUGCUGUGUCCAUCUUUGGACCAGCUGCCACGCUUGUUGUUAGCUGCCAAAACGUGCAGCAACCCAAUUUGACGCGAUUUGACAGAACUUUGCACAAGUGCCUCGUCUUCGACGAGUGUGAGCCAGAGCUGGUGCUCAAUAACCGGCAGCUCUUUCAAGCCGGCUCCACGCCGGUCAUGCUUGGACAGUCACCGACACAGCAACAUGCUUAUCAAAUCUUUGCGUAUGCUAUUCCCAUGAUUGUCUGCACCAAUAUUUGGUCGCGUGAAGCCGACCCGCCCCACCGCACCUCGCUUGUCUUCUACGUCGGCAUGCUCUCCUCCGUGGACACGUUCUUCUCCGUGGACCUGCUCUUCCGUGGACUUGCUCUUCGUCGUGGAGGAAAUUUCGCCUGCCGCAUUGUCUUCGGGUUCCGGCAGAAGCAGCAAUGGUUUGCAGUUUUGGAGGACUGCUACUGUGGGAUUGAAUUGCCGCCCGCGGGCAGUGCUGUGGGGAAGCAAUUUGAAACUGAAGCUGCUAUGGGUUGCAUGAUUGAGAUGCCUUUGAGUGAAGCAAAGCAAAAAUUUGGGGAUCGGCUGGCCCUAGCGUCCUUAGGAUUACAGGCGUGCAAGACAGACGUGCGCCCAGAUCAUAUUUGGAUUAAUACUGUCGGAACAUUCGGCAUUGGGAGCGCGGCAUACCAUUGGAGUAGGCUCAUGUCUGGGGUGGGUAGAGCUGCGUACUACCUGCUGGGGCAGAGCGAGCUAUUCAUUCUUGUUUACGUUGACGAUUUGCUUUGGAUCACGCGCGAUAAAGUCGGAAUUGAGAAGAUUAUCUUGACCAUUUACUUCAUGACCAUUGUUGGCUUGCCGUUUGCAUGGAAGAAGUUUCAAGGAGGUGUGGACCUGGCCUGGGUUGGUUUCGAGUUAUGCUUGAAAGGAAGUAAGCUCGGCUUGUCGUUGGCGCAAUCGCAAUGGUUGGUGAAGUGGCUCAGUGACACAGCAGAUUUGGGUCGAGUGCGUAUAGCGGAUAUGUCUGCAGUAUUGGGCCGUCUUUCUUUUGGCUUGACUGCGCUGGGACACUUGAGGCCGUUUUUGGGGCCAGUGUACGCAUGGACGGCAGCAAUGACGCGAAAGGUUAUCACAGGUAACCUGCCCAAGGCGAUCAUCUUGAUCUUUAAGUUCCUGGCAAAGGCAUUAGCAGACGGUGGGCGCCUGGCAUCUGUGCCACCAGCCCCGGGAGACCAGGUGGAACUGUUUCGGACAGAUGCCCGCGCAGAAGGAAAUGAGAUUUGGAUUGGCGGCUGGGCUAUGGAUAGCACGGACACAAAACGCUGUAGAUGGUUUUCUGAAAAAUUGGAUCACGUAUCUACGCCUUGGCUUUUUACUGCAGGUGAAAGCUACAGACAGAUUGCUUCGCUUGAGCUGCUAGCCUCGUUAGCUGCGGUUGUCGUCUUCAGGGUGCCAGUGCAAAUGCGGGGCAGAAUCCAUUGUUCGGCUGGGACCGACAACAAAGGAAAUAGCCAUGUGGUUGCAAGGUUGCUCACAACCAGAUUCCCCCUUGCUGCGUUUUUGAUGGAGCUGGCUAUGCAGUUGCAAAUGGUUGGCGCGAACCUCGAGUUGUACUGGCUGCCGCGGCUUCAAAACCAGGAAACUGAUGCGCUCACAAACAACGAUCUGACUAGAUUUGAUGAGCAGCUGCGGCAAAGGUUUGACUUGGCCUCAUUCAAAGGACUGGUCUUGUCAGACAUGCUAGCUUGCGGAACAGAGCUGUAUGAAGAGAUUAAGGUGGCGCGACAGCGCAAAGCAGUACAACAUGCGCAACGUGGACGAAAGUCGGACGCGCUUAAAGUGGCGCAGCCCUGGGGUUGA